Molecule: messenger RNA, 219 nt
Organism: Cricetulus griseus (Chinese hamster)
Lineage: Eukaryota; Metazoa; Chordata; Mammalia; Rodentia; Cricetidae
Source: RefSeq, a predicted model, not a curated record
AUGAGUUACUACAAUGGCUACUAUGGAGGCCUUGGCUAUGGCUAUGGAGGCUUUAGGGGCCUGGGCUAUGGUUAUGGCUGUGGACGUGGCAGUUUCCACAGACUGGGCUGUGGCUGUGGUUUGGGUGGCUAUGGAAACGGCUCUGGCUCUGGAGGCUAUGGGUAUGGCUACAGUUGUCCACUUUCCAAUGGAGGAUGUGGGUUCUCCACCUUCUAUUGA